Molecule: messenger RNA, 8105 nt
Organism: Trichobilharzia szidati
Lineage: Eukaryota; Metazoa; Platyhelminthes; Trematoda; Strigeidida; Schistosomatidae
Source: the annotation of a GenBank genome assembly
GAAAUCAAAUCGUGUUUGUCUGUUUGUUGGAAAUAUCAUUUAAUUGGCAGAUUGAUCCUGUUGAAAUGAUAAUCAAUUCUCGUGAAUUCAACAGAUCUAUUCUUCUCUUUAUCAUAAUCAUUUAUGUUAAUUAUGCUAUACAUAAAGUAACUGCUGAAAGUAUUCAACAAUCAUCAUUAACCUCAUUACAAAACUCUAAAUUCAAGUAUUAUUCAAGUAAUACUAUUGAUCAUGAUAAUGUUGACUUGAUAAAUGAAAAAGUCAAUGCACCUCCAUUCCUGCCGAAUACGGAUAGUUUAAAAUCAUGUGAAUGUUGGAAAUGGCCAAGUUGUGUUACUAAUUGUACCUCCGAUCCAUUGUUGAAAUCAGCUAUACAAACAGAUUAUGGUUAUCUAUCCAGGGUGUCAUUACCAUUCACUAUAUUAUUUCCAUAUCAAGCAAGAAAAUCACGUAAUAAUUAUGAUACAUCUACAUUAGGGAAACAAGGUGGUUAUUUUCAAAAUACACGAUUUUGGCUUCCUACUCAUAAUGGACAAUAUAUACUACUGAAAUUACAAAGAUCUCGAAUAUUCAGUCAUCCCGGUAAUUAUUCAACUCUAUAUUAUCAAAAGAAAAAUGAUGGACAAAUGUAUGAAUUCGAAUCCGAUAAAUUGAAGAAUUGUUUUUAUACUGGAACAGUGAAUCAAACAGAUGAGCGAUUCAUCUCAAAUACUCCAUCUUCAACAUCGUCAUCGUCGUCAUAUGUUGCAGUAGAUACGUGCUUUGGUUUACAUGGUAUUAUUCAUUAUGCGAAUCAAACCUAUGGUAUACGACCAUUACAUUGUUCUCAGUGUGAUCCUGGUACAAUGCCUCAUAUACUUUUUCCACAUCGAUCAAGUUUAAUUAACCGAGAUGUUCAAUUACCCGUGUUUUGGAGGCCUACCGAUGUUUUCAGUAUCAUGAGUAGAAAACCUAAAAUGAAGGUAGUAGGCGAUGGUCCUCGAGUGUAUACAAUAAAUCUUGCCUUAAUUCUGGAUCAUCAUUUGUUUACCACUUUUGGACAUAAUCUUGAACGUGGAAUUCACUACCUGAGCAGUGUAUUUAAUCAAGUCACCAAGUCAUUUCAAAGUGUUCCAAUUGAACUGAAUUUAAUUCAAUCCGAGAUAUGGUCAAUAAAAGAUUUAAUUCCUAUGGAUCAGAGUAUUAAAACUGUGCUGAAUAAUUUCGCCCAUUUAAUAUAUCAUCGUAGAAAACAAGCGAAUUCUUCAGUGAGUGUAAAACAUCCGUCUAAACCUCUACUGCCUACAUCAAUACGGAAUAAUACAUUCGGGCGUCAUCGUAUUCAUCGAAGAUCAGUCGAUGCUAAUCAUUUCAUUCGAACACCAGUAUCAUCAUCAUCAUUGUCGUCAUCCGCGACAGCUACACCAACAACCUCUUCAUCAUCAUCGACAAAUAAUCCAACAUUAUCUACAAAACAUUUUGAUAUUCAAUUAUUACUAACUGGCCGGCAAUUCAAUGAUCCUGUUGAAUAUAUAGCUAUUCCAGAUGCUAUCUGUACCCCCAGAGCUUUAGGUGUUAUACAAGUGAACAGUACAGUAGAUAUGGAUUAUCAUAUAUCCCGGUUGAUAUCGUUAGCUAUUGCAGAAAUACUUGGCGUCAAAUCAUUUCCAUGUCCUCCUUUAUACAGUUGUAAUUCAUCUGAACUUUUUUCUGAUGGAGACAAUUCCCGGCUUCAAUUGGCUCUGUCCUCUGGUAUGGCUGAUUGUUUACUCGAAAAUGUUGUAUCAAAGGAUUCUAAAUCUUUUACUGAUACCUGUGGUAAUGGUCAUAUUGAUCGUGGUGAAGAAUGUGAUCCUGGUGUUGUUCGUCCAGUGUCUACAACAUCAUCAUCAUUGUCGUCGACAACAAACUAUACUAAUAAUCCAAUGUCAUGUUGUAAUCUUGAUACAUGCCUAGCUGCUGUAUGGGCUGUUUGUACACAUGGCCCGUGUUGUCAUCAAUGUCGACUGAAGCCAAAAGGUAGUGUAUGUCGUCCAGCCUUUGAUCAAUGCGAUCUACCAGAAUUCUGUACCGGUACACAACCAUCAUGUCCAUUAGAUUUAUACUUGGAAAAUGGUUCUCCGUGUUUAACACGUUCAGUACAAUCCCUGCUGGGGGGUGUUGCUCCGGUUUCGUCUUCCUCGACGCCAUCUUCAUCAUCACCGCCAUCGCCAUCAUCAUCUGCAGAUGCGGCUAAUCCACAGAAUUCAUCGUCAGUAGUAAAUCAACAUAUCAUUGAAAAUCAUAAAUCAUUAUGCUAUCAAGGUAGAUGUCCAACACGGCAUAGCCAGUGUCAAAUGAUCUGGGGACAGACAGCCACUGAGGCAGCUGAUUAUUGUUUCCAUUUGCAUAAUACUAAAACAGAUGGAGCUUGUGGUGUACGAGGGAAGCAUUGUGCUCCAGAACAUGCAAAAUGUGGACUUUUACAAUGUCAAGGUGGGAAACCAAGACCAACUUCCUUAGAAGCACAAUCUGGUCAACCAUUUGUCACAUAUACAGAGCAUAAUGGACGUCAAUUUGAAUGCAAAUAUCUGGCACAUUCAUCUAAAGUUCGAUUUGUUCCCGAAGGUGCUGCAUGUGCUCCUGAUAGGUAUUGUUUUCAUCAAGAAUGUGUACUACCACAUGUGGCUUUUCGAUCAAAUUGUCCAGCUGGGCCAAUUAAUCAACAAUUAAAUGAUGGACGUAUUAUCUAUCAGAAUGUAACAUGUUCUAAUCAUGGAUUGUGUACAAGCGCUGGUUUCUGUCUGUGUCAUCCUCAAUGGACUGGUAAUGCUUGUGAAAUAGAAGUUGUCAAUGCUAAUCAGUCGACGCCUAUUCACACAAAUAAUGAUAAUAAUAAUGAAAAGUUGAAUACCACAUCUUCCAGUAUCCAAUCAUCAUCAAUCCCUUCUAUGAUGACAAGGAAUAAUCCGCUGAGUCCAGAAGUUAUUCAAUGGAUAUGGAAUUAUUUAGAACAAAUGCAACAACCGUAUACAAAUCCUCGAGAUUAUCAAAUGAAAAGACAAAAUGUUGACAAUGGAAAUCAUAAAACACCGUUGAACACAUUGUAUUUAGUUUGUAUCCUUGGUGUUGUUGUCGGCGGGAUAUUUUUAUUUCUAGCCAUAUUCAUGUUUAUUUACAGGCGUCGUGGACGUUCAAGCAUAUUUGGCAAAUCUUAUUAUCAUAAUAGUAAUAAUAAUGCUACACAUAAAAAUUUCUGUACAUUUCAUCGUGGUAAACGAAGAAGCAGCGGCGGCCUAUUAUCACCAAGAAUUGUUAAACACAAUGGAUCAAUCCGUCUAUUCAACAGUAGUAAUAGUAAUAAUUCUACAGAAUGUCAAGAAUUAAAUAAUUCAUUAUAUGAUAAAUCUACUGGUGGUGGAGGAGGUGCAGGCAGUUGUAGCAGUCGUGAUAAAGGCUAUGAACACCAGCAGCAACAUCGUCAGCAUGGACGUCGUCGUCCCCAUCUACAUCAUCAUCAAGAUCGUCAUCAUCCAGACGAGUGUUCACGCAGACGUCGAGGUCGUGGUGGUCGUGGUAGCCGAGAGGAUGACUGUCAUCACUUCUCAGAUUAUUCGAAUACAGAUGGAGGUGUUGCCGGGGAUAUUGGAAAACAUCGACGCAGUAGCAGUAGUGGUGGAGGCGGGGCGAAAUCAGAAAUAUCCUCUGGUAAAAAGAAAAUCAAUCGUAAGCAUAAUAAAUCAUCAAGUCGAAGUAGUGCACCAGGAAGUGAUACACGACUGUUGGAACAGUCUAUGGAAGAUCAUCAAUAUGGAGUGAAUUUCUCUGAUACUGAAUUAACAUGCAAUAAUGGUACUGCUACUACUAAUCAUAAUAAUACUGAUGAAUUAAAUAACAGUAUGGAUAGAAUUAUUAAAUUCGGUAGUAUGCCUUCGUAUAAGGAGGAUAAAAUAAAGCAGAUGAAACGAUCAGCUGAAACACCUCCUCAGACAAUAGACUAUCGAUCUACUCCUGUGAAUACUACUAGUGAAAAGACUUCCUAUCCAUCAGAUUCUACUGCACUGAUUGUUACUCUACCGUUAGAAUCAAAUUUCAUCAAUACAACUAACAGUACUCUAUCCAAGUUGGAUAUGCCAAUCGAUGCGAAUCCAGCACUGAUGUCACCCAACAUCGAUCCAACUAAACGUUCUGCUCAUCAUCAAAAAUCUUCAUUAUUAUUAUAUGAACCAGUCAAUACUUCUAUUGUGCCAUCAGUACCAUCAAUUGUACCGCCUCUGUUUCCAUUCUCACCGACAAAUUACUCCGAUCCACUACCGUUAUUGUCAUCACCUAUAGGAUUUAAACCAGAUGAACUAUCAUCGUCCAUACAACAACAGACUCCAUCGAGUCCAAAACAAACCUCAUUAUUGUGUAGUGUUACUACAGCUGCAUUGGUUGGUGCAGGAAGAGCUGGAGCAAAUGCUGCUGCUGCUCUAGCCGCCGCUUCUGAAGGUGUUGACACAUUAAAGAAGGAGAUGUCAACUGCCGGUAGUAGUGGUCAAGUGACUAAUUCAACGGAUACUUCUAAGGAGGUGAUGAAUGAUACACAAUUUAGUAUCAUUAUGGAGAAUUCAUGGCGUCAACCAGAAAAAGGCAUACUGAAGAAUAAAAAUGAAGGUGGAGGUUUAAUGGCGCCUAAUUCAACUGCCGCUGCUGCUACUUCUACCGCUACGACUACUUCUUCUUCUAGAAGUCGAUCAACUGGAAGACAUCAUACAAGAAGAAAAGGAGGAAAGACAUCGUCAUCGAAUCAUAAUAAAAAGAAUCAUAGCCGCCAUCGUCAUCCUCAUGAGGAUAGAUCUACUAGUCAGCAUAGAUCAAAACAUCAUAAACAACUGCCACAUGAUGACGAGGAUAAUUUGAAAGGGAGUGAAUCCUUCUCUGAUUGUUCAUGUUAUCUAUACAAUGAUGACAAUGAAGAUAAGGGAAGAAAGAGUAGAAAUAUUUCUUCACAUAAUCGACGACUCUCCCGACAAAAUAAUAAUAACAGUGAUGUUAACAAUCGUUCAACUAGUAUGAAUGAUACAGAAGCAGGGGAUAGUAGAAGUCCAAGUGAUGGAAGUUCAUCGAUUUCAAGUCAUGGUUGUUUAGAUUUCUUGACAACAUCAUCCUCAUCAUCGUCGUCGAACACAUCUGACUCCUCCUCGUCAUCAUUCACAGAUUUAAAUGAUAUCGAUCACAGGGAUUAUGAUAAUCACAGUUUCAGUUCCUCAUCGACUUCAUCAACUACAAGUACUUGUUCCACUGCACUGGAAGUCAAUGUCAAAGGUACUACUCUGAAAGAGGUGAAUUAUUCAGAUCGUGAUCGUGAUCGUUGUUCAAGACGAUUGUUAUUAUUAGAUAAUGAUAGUGAAAUAACUGACAAGACCACUACUACUACGACUGGUGGUGGUGGUGGUGGUGGUCGAUCUAUUCGACGAAUGAAUAGUGCAGAUACAGCUGCAGAGGCGACUAAUGUUGAACGAGAGCAUCAACGGGGAUGUUCUCGUCGACACAGUCGUAAACAUCAUCGCCGACAUUGUCGAUAUCGUAAACAUCAUCAUUCGCAUAGACGACAUGGUGAAUCUGAUCAAGAAACACAUGGAACAGUUAUUCGUCAUCCCGGUGAAUCAUCUAAUGCAAACAACAAUAAUACUACGAAUAACAGUAGUAGUAAUAACUGUAGUUCUGCUGUUUCCGAAGCUUCUUCUUCAUCAUCCUCUGGACUGACAGUCUCACAUCAUCGUCGACGUUCAAGAACACGUAGUGUGACAGAUGAAGAUGAUUAUACAACAUCUGGUUCACGUAGAAGUAGCAGCAGUCCACUCCCACCAGCGCCAACAAUUCUGUGUAAUGUUGGCCAACAAACUGAUGAGUUUAGUCUGUUGAAAGCAACUGGUCUGACUAUCUCGUCUAAGACAAAUAUCAAUUCUGAAUCAGCAACUGGUGAUACUACUCAUAAUAAUAAUAAUACUACUGAUAAUGGUCAUCGUAAAUCCUAUUUAGAUUCUGAAGGUGAAUGGGAAGAAAUUGAAUGCAAUGAAUCAGGUUGUGAAGAAUGUCAAAAAACUAACUCCAGCCAUCAUCAUAAUAAGGAUAAUGACGACUUGAAAUCAACCUGUUAUUUCACAAAUCCACAAAAUAAUAUACCACAUCAACAACAAUCGAAUUCAACCAAUUCAUCGUUAAGUUCAUCGAAAACAUCCCGGUCUGGCGGUGGUGCCGGCGGUGGCGGAGGGGGCAGUUGUGGAUCAACGCUAACUACUGGUGCUCCUCCUGUUGCCAUUGGUACUCCUGUCAAUUCACUAAAUAAUCCAGCCAAUCUUAUAGCUAUGCAUAAUAGUAAUAAUAAUAAUAGUAAUAAUCGGACAACAUCGUCUUCAUCGUGUUCCUCCUCACUCAAUAAUAAUCUGAAUAUUAUUCAACCACAAUCUUUAUCUAUGAGACAGCAACAGCAACAACAGCGUUAUGGUGCGGUAAACAAUUCAUCGAAAUUUAGCUCAGAAGAAUUUACUGGUCAACACAGUGAACCUGAAGCUGAUGCCCAUCUGCUGCAUAUCUCCUCCGGCUUGAAUACAAAUGAACAACAAAGUUUGGUCAAUAAUAAAUUACUACAAACGUAUCCUACUACUAACAACAAUAACAGUAGUAAUAAUGGUAAUACUAAAUUUUCAUCCAAUGUUGUACAACAUGCAUAUUGUCAAUCAUUAGAUUCACAUCAACAACCACAACAACAACAAAACCCGCCGAUUCACAAUGAUAAACAACCCAACUCUCUUCAGCUGUUCACUUCACCACAAAUUUUGAAUCGUAAUAUCAAUAUGCCCAAUUAUAGACCUGUAUAUGAGUCAAAUCAUCCAAUAGAAUAUAACAUGAUGACGAAUAACACUCAAAAUCAUAAUCAUAAUAUACAAGAUAACUUUGAAUCAUAUUAUCAACAUCCUUAUGAAGAGGUGGCCACGGAUGAUUACUCAGAGAUGAAUAGUCAGAUGAAUCCUCUACAUCACCACCAACAACAACAGCAGGUGUUACUUCAACACCAUCAACAAUAUCCAUCGCAUUUAUCUCCAUCAACAGAGUCAACAAUGAUACCAACACAACAGCAUAUUUAUCAUCAACACGGUACCCUGCUGGUGCCUACAUCAACGGAUUCUUUAGGCGGUAAUGAUGGUAUAAAUGGUUGUUUUACUGGUGGAUAUAUUCCACAAAGAGGAAGAAACGACAACACAGGCGGCUGUGGCGCUGGUGAUGAUGAAGAAAAGUUGAGUUUAGAUGAAGGCAAUGGAAUAAUGAGUUUUACUCAUCCACCACAUACUACUAACAACAAUAACAAUAUCAGUAGUAUAGGUAAUAAUAAUCCUGGAAAUCUAUUCAAUCCAUAUACAAUGACUUUUAUGCCUAAUCCAUCAUCAUCAUCAUCAACUUAUAUACAAUCGAAGGCAGGCAGUGCAGCGGGUCAUCAUCAAUCACAGUUUAAUCCAACUUAUCCAAUAUGGAGUGGAAAUGCUACUGCUGCUGCUGGUGCUGCUGCCAGUAAUAAUCAAGAGAAUUCUACAUCGUCAUUAUCAUCGUCAAUGCUUUAUCCGCCACCUGCUCCUCCUCUUUCAAGUGGACAUAUGGUUGGCGCCGGCGGCGGUUCCGGUGGAAGUACCCAUCCAUUAUUAGGUGAUCUAGAUGAUGUUGGAAGUGAUUUCAGUUUAUCGGCAUUUCGACGAGAUGAUAUUUGUCAUCCAUCAUCUUUGGCUAAUCGAACAAUCAAUAACACUAAUAAGAAUCAAUACUUAUCACCAGAAUCACAACAAAUGAAUACUCAUCAGCUGCUAGGAUUGUCAUCAUCAAAGACAUUAGAUCAACAUCAUCAUCAUCAUAAUUCAAGUGAUAUUGGUAUCGAUGUACGUAGUAAUGAUGGGACAUGUGAUGAAUCAGAUGCGAGUUCAUUACCUGAACAAGGCUGUGAUUUAAUUCAUUUAGCCCAAUUGGGUAUCUCAGGUAGACCAAAUCCAUUAUUGAAUGAUUUAGCUAGACAACAGGCAGGUCAAAAGAAACUAACCAGUGAACCUACAAUUCAGUCACCUUUAUUGAUUAACAAUAAUAGUAAUAAUAAUACUGCCAAUCCUAGUAAACCGUGA